CUCUCUUUCUCGGGUUCUCUGAACUGCACCAUGACCCAAACCCUCAAGUUCACCUCCGGAGUGUUCCAUCGCGUCCGCUGGGCUCCUGAGUUGGGCGCCUCCGGAGGCUCCAACUCAACGCCCCGGAGCUUGGCGGACAUCCCUGGCCCCUCUGUGCCUGCCUUCUUAGCUGAACUUUUCUGCAAAGGGGGACUGUCGAGACUACACGAACUGCAGGUGCAGGGCGCUGCGCGCUUCGGCCCCAUGUGGCUGGCCAGAUUCGGGACCCUGCGCACAGUGUAUUUGGCCUCCCCUGCACUCGUCGAGCAGCUCCUGAGACAAGAGGGUCCUCGGCCAGAGCGUUGCAGCUUCUCGUCCUGGGCGGAGCACCGUCGCCGCCACCAGAGGGCUUGCGGACUACUUACCGCGGAAGGUGAAGAAUGGCAGAAGCUCCGUAGUCUCUUGGCGCCGCUUCUCCUCCGGCCUCAAGCGGCUGCUGGCUAUGCCGAAACCCUGGACAAAGUGGUCUGUGAUCUUGUGCGACGACUAAGGCGCCAGAGGGGACGUGGCACCGGGCCGCCCGCCCUGGUUCGGGAUGUGGCGGGAGAGUUUUACAAGUUUGGACUGGAAGGCAUAGCCGCGGUGCUACUGGGUUCUCGCCUGGGCUGCCUGGAGGCUGAAGUGCCCCCGGAUACCGAGACUUUCAUCCGCGCGGUAGGCUCGGUGUUUGUGUCUACGCUGUUAACCAUGGCGAUGCCCAGCUGGCUGCAUCGCCUAGUGCCGGGACCUUGGGCCCGCCUCUGCCGAGACUGGGACCAGAUGUUUGCGUUUGCCCAGCAGCUCGUGGAGCGGCAAGAGGCCGAGGUAGCCACGAUGAACCAGGGAAACCCUGAAAAGAACAUGCCAUCUGGGGCACACCUGACCUACUUCCUUUUCCGGGAGAAAGUGUCUGCCCAGUCCAUCCUGGGGAAUGUGACAGAGCUGCUACUGGCUGGAGUGGACACGGUGUCCAACACACUCUCCUGGGCUCUCUAUGAGCUCUCCCGGCAUCCUGAAGUCCAGAAGGCACUCCAUUCUGAGAUCACAGCUACCCUGGGCCCAGGCUCCUGUGCCCACCCGCAAGCCACAGUUCUGUCCCAGCUCCCCCUGCUGAAAGCUGUGGUCAAGGAAGUACUAAGACUGUACCCUGUAGUACCUGGAAAUUCCCGUGUUCCAGACAAAGACAUUCAUGUGGGUGACUACAUUAUCCCCAAAAAUACGCUGGUCUCUCUGUGUCACUACGCCACUUCAAGGGAUCCUGCCCAGUUUCCAGAGCCAAACAGUUUUCGCCCAGCUCGCUGGCUGGGGGAGGGCCCAGCCCCCCACCCAUUUGCAUCUCUUCCCUUUGGCUUUGGCAAGCGCAGCUGCAUGGGGAGACGCUUGGCUGAGCUUGAGCUUCAAAUGGCUUUGGCCCAGAUCUUGACCCAUUUUGAGGUGCUGCCUGAGCCAGGUGCUCCUCCUGUCAGACCCAUGACCCGGACUGUCCUGGUGCCCGAAAGAAGCAUCAACCUACAGUUUGUGGACAGAUAGUCCUUUGAAAGAGGCUGUCAUCAACACAAUUUCUUUCAUCAUAGGGAUUUUUUGGGCAGAAGAUCAAGAGAUACACGUGUUCCCAGACAAGGCCUAACUAAGCUGAAUAUAAUGACCGUAGCAAAGUGCAGGAGGCAGCCCUGACCCAUGUGUGAAGUAUGCACUUGACCUAUCUCAGUAGGUCCUGAGCCAACCACGGUCCCUCCACUUGCUUGGCUCUUUUCCUGGUCAUAUACAAAUCCUUCAGAGCUAACUCAGAUUUUAACAGGUAAUCUGGGUGGCCUGAGAUAGGAUUCAACUACUGCUCUUUUGGUGCUUCCACAGUGCUCACUGAUGCUGCUGGCUAAGCAUUUCUCACAGCAUGAGCAAAGAAAUUGUGCAUCUGCUCUGUACCUCAUUGGUCUCCCUUUAAAUAUGUGAGCUCUUCAAGAGAGACGGAUGAGACUUUAUUUGGUCUUCAUAUUCCACAUCAGGACCUAUCUGAUUAGGUGACAAAACACACAUUCUCAUAUUGAAACUGGACCAUGUAGAGAAGGGAUAAACAGCUUACCAGGCUAUGUCUACCCCUCUUCCUUCCUUCAUCUUGCCCCAAGAAGAUGAAUCUGCCCUAGACUGGUUGAUGAUUUAAAAAAAAAAAAAAUCUUGGCUCUCUAGUCACUUUUUCUUCUUUUUCUU
Marmota flaviventris (yellow-bellied marmot) is the source of this 2223-nucleotide messenger RNA. RefSeq names its product cytochrome P450 family 27 subfamily B member 1 (gene Cyp27b1). The record is from RefSeq and is a predicted model, not a curated record. Gene Ontology annotation, biological process: cortisol metabolic process; C21-steroid hormone biosynthetic process; cellular response to peptide hormone stimulus. Gene Ontology annotation, cellular component: mitochondrial inner membrane. Gene Ontology annotation, molecular function: monooxygenase activity; oxidoreductase activity, acting on paired donors, with incorporation or reduction of molecular oxygen; heme binding. Lineage: Eukaryota; Metazoa; Chordata; Mammalia; Rodentia; Sciuridae.